AUGGAGGAACCUCAGACUGACUGGCAGGCACAAGCUGACGCCGCUGUAAACGUCUCCGACCCUAUGUACGCCUCCAUACCAGACGCCACACCCAUGGAGCAGGAGCAGGCUGAUUCGCAGGACCUUGCCCACGCCGCUGCGAGCGGAAACAACCCUGCGUUCGAUCCAGCAGCAGCUGUCGGCGUGGUACUUCUGUCCGUGGACCGUUAUCUGGCCAUCCUACAUCCGAUAUUCUAUCAGACCCGCAUGUCACGUCAACACGCAGCCGUGAGUUUGGGGAUCGCGUGGCCAGUCUGUGCGAUUGCCUGCCUGUCUCCUCUCAUGGGCUGGAACUGCAUCGAAAUUGAAACAGAACAUUGCCUGAGAAACGCACCUGUGAACUACCUAAUCCUAAUAAAUACCAUUUUAGCCGUUGCUGUAGUAACCGUGGUCUUCGUCAACGUAAGAAUUUUCAUCGCACUGAAGCAGCGAUUCUCCCGAGCGGGACCCCUCGAGCAGCCUCGGGAGAAUCUGCCCGCCGCCCGUCGCAGGGAACAACGAGUUGCCGCGAGAGAGCAGCGGCAGCUGAAACUCAGCCUGAAGACGGCGGUAACUGUUGUGAUGAUUGCAGCCAUGUUUAUCGUCAUUUGGCUGCCAAUUUGUAUCGGCUUCAUCAGAGGCAUCUCCUGUCACGCCGACGAGAACUGUGAGGCAGAAGCGAGGCCUUACUGGGGGUUGCUGAUCGCGUUCUGCGGUUCAGUGGUGAACCCGGUCAUCUACGCGUUCAGGAUGAAGAAGAUUCGAGAGGCCUUGCUGCGGAGAGGAAGACGACUAACACGCGGUGUUCGCGACAGUUUAGGCUGGUGGUCAUCAAACCGAGUAGUGAACAUUCAAAUCGUUGGAAAUGUUGGAGGGGAUCUAUAG
This is a messenger RNA of Branchiostoma floridae (Florida lancelet), 903 nucleotides long. RefSeq names its product cannabinoid receptor type 1A-like. Gene Ontology annotation, molecular function: G protein-coupled receptor activity. The transcript has 3 exons. Gene Ontology annotation, biological process: G protein-coupled receptor signaling pathway. The record is from RefSeq and is a predicted model, not a curated record. Gene Ontology annotation, cellular component: membrane. Bases 1 to 903 code for a protein of 300 amino acids. Lineage: Eukaryota; Metazoa; Chordata; Leptocardii; Amphioxiformes; Branchiostomatidae.